Rubroshorea leprosula is the source of this 990-nucleotide messenger RNA. The record is from the annotation of a GenBank genome assembly. Lineage: Eukaryota; Viridiplantae; Streptophyta; Magnoliopsida; Malvales; Dipterocarpaceae.
GAGACAACUACAGCUUGGAGCAUCUUAUAUGUAUAAAGAUUAACUAUCAAAGUUGUAUUGUCUUAUAAUUGCAAGAAUAAGUUGAAAUAUGAUAGUGUCCAUUCAAGUUGGAGAGGCUAAAGAAAUGCUUCUUCAAAUGAUGGUGUUGGUGUUGUUAGUUUAUCAACUAAAUGGUGAACUUAUUACAUACUUUUGAAUAGACCCCUUUGUUUGCCAGUUUGUGGUAGGAAAUAUGAUAUGUUGCCUAUAUAAUUGCUUCGAGGAGCUCCUCAGAUGUCAUAUAGAUCAAUAUCUUGUGUUAUCUGUAAGGAAAAUACAGCUGAUAUUAGCAAAUGUGAUGCAAUACAUGAGGUAUGUAUGUUUGUAGGCUGUUUAAAAGCAUGUUCACCUCCUUUCUUUUAUCCAGUCAUAUACAUCUUUUCUGGCUUAACCAUUGCCAUUUCCUAGGAAUUUAUAUUGUCUUCUUGCUUGGAAAACCACCAGUGGAUGCCUGAAAUAACUCAUUUGUCAUUUGACCUUGUAAAAACAUUUUCUAGUCUUGUAUUGAGUACCAGAAGCAGAGAUUCUUUCACUUGUGCUUCUAUUCAGACUUUCCAAUGUAACAUUUUAAACUUGAACAAUCAUAUUAGUUCAGUUUUAUUAAAAAAAAACAUAACUUUAGAAGCCUCACAUUCAAAUGGUUGAAAUCAGCAUUUUUUACAUGACAAGUUUUUUUACUUGUGGCCAUCAUUUAUAUGACUUGCUGAACAGUUCCUUUUCUCUAAUUGUGUAGAAAUUGAAUCACUUCUGUGGAGAUGAGUUGCACAGGGCCUAGGACAAACACUUGUAAGCAUGAACAUUUAUUACUGAAUAUGAGUUUGGAUUAUCAUUAAUGUUCUGAGGUCUUAGGAAAUGUUAGCCAUAAAGCUGCCAUAUGAAAGGGGAGUCUUCCAUAGAGAUAUUUCGAGUGUCUAGAUGAGCAAUCUUAGUUUAUAAAAAUGCUGAAUGUAC